AUAGCAACAACAAAUACACAAUUGAAUAAAUCAAUAAAACGGAAACUGAAACGUGAGAGGGAGCUGCGCAGAAGAGAAAAGCCACCAAACGACCAACGCAUAGAAGAAAACAAGCCAUGCCGCACAACAACCAACCAUCUCCCGGGGACGAUCAACUGGGACCCCCCAAGGCAGACUUUAGUGCACCGCCGCCGUACGAGGCUAACGCGGUCCAUGGCCAGCAGGUGGUACUGCCGGCUCAGAUGCCCUCGCUGGCCUUGGCCACGCCCGAACCCGGUCAGAUGCAGAUUCCCAUGCAGAUGCAAGUGCAGCUGCCGGGUCAGCCGGAGAUGAUUAAUGGACAACUAACGCAGGAGCUGCACGGGAAGCUGCCCACCUACGAGGAGGUGCAAAUGGAGAAGUCACUGAACGGAGAGCUGCCGCCCGCCUUUCUGACAUUGCCCUCGUCCCAGCAGUUGCCGCCGCCGCCGAAUCCUCUGCUGCCGCCGAAUCCGCUGCGCGACGGUGCCGCAGCCGUGCGAUCCGCUCAGCCAGCGCUGACAUUUAUCGCCAUCGAUGCCAGCGAUCCGGAGAAUAGUCUCUCCACAACGGACAAUUUGCUGGGAACGGACAUUAUGUUCAUAACGGCAUUCAUUGUGGCAUUCCUGUUCAACUGGAUAGGAUUCCUGAUGCUCACCUGUUUCUGUCACACAAUCGCCGCCCGGUAUGGAGCCCUAUCCGGCUUUGGUUUAUCGUUGGCCAAGUGGACACUGAUUGUGAAGCAUUCAACGGACUUGGCUUCGCACGAGAACUCUUGGCUGUGGUGGCUUAUCUGCGCUUUUGGCUUCCUAAUCAGCAUACGCGCCCUCAUCCAGUAUGUGAGCAUCAAGCGAUCGUGGCGGUUGCUCUCCGCCUCGGCCCAGGAGAGGCUGCUUUUCUUCUACUAGGUGGUGCGCCUUUCCAGAGCGGCUGCCAAUAUGUAAAUACGUCGAGGGCGGCUCUAGGAAGCUACGAAUCUAAACCGAUCCCAGAAGAUCCCUAGAAAUCCCUAGAAACUGCACACACACACACACACACAUACACAAACCAAAAUCAAUGCAAACUCGCGGAACCUAUAAAGUUUGGAAAAGAAACUUAAGGUGUGUAGAGGAAAGUGAUUAAAUGUAUUAGGCAGAAAUAUUUUGUCUUUAAAUUCACAAUUUUAGCAUAUUUAAAAGGAAUUGUUUUCCAUUUGAAUUUAUGGGAACCCCUGUUCCUUUUCAGUCAGUUUUUAGAUAAUGUAUUAGAAUUCUUAAAGCACAUUUUUUGCGAGUCUUUUAGUAAUCCUUUCCUUUCCCGAAGCAUGUCGUAUUUUUGGGUGAGUGUUUUUCUCUAGUUACUAUUGUUUAAUAGCGCAACUUAGUUCACAAAUCCGGCAAAACUGUAGCAUAAAAUAAUGUUAACUAAUGUGUGGAGAGGCGGUUUUAGAGGCACCGCCCUUAAAUCCAUUCUAAUUGUAAAUGUAUGUGAAUGUGUAUGGUUAAAUCUAUCACUUUUAGUAGAUGCCCCCAUCCCAAGUCACCCCCUUAUAAAAAAAAACCCCUGCACUUGAAACAAAGACACAAAAGAAACACCAAAAAAAACAAAUACUUGGAUCGAGAAGUAAUGAAAGGUCGUAGGAGAAAGAUAUGCCACACACACAUAUUUUUGUUGUUGAGCCUACCCUUACGCUGUGGUACUUAAUUAAUUAACUACACAAAAGCCAGCAGUAAUACACAAAAUGGAAAAAAAACACAACUAUUGCUAGUACAUAUAAUUAUUGCCUAUUAUAAUGUUUACAAUUAAUAUGUUUAAUCCCUUUGUAUGUAAAUCAAAUCGAUGCAUAAUGCAUUGCAAAAGGGCGCAGAGAUCUGCGUCAGUUUUACGCAAAUUAAAUAAAAUCGAAUGAUGCCAUUCAACAAAA
Messenger RNA from Drosophila kikkawai, 1921 nucleotides. It is a transcript of the gene Ndfip, whose product is annotated as Nedd4 family interacting protein. Lineage: Eukaryota; Metazoa; Arthropoda; Insecta; Diptera; Drosophilidae. Gene Ontology annotation, biological process: ubiquitin-dependent protein catabolic process; positive regulation of protein ubiquitination; vacuolar transport. Gene Ontology annotation, cellular component: Golgi apparatus; perinuclear region of cytoplasm; endoplasmic reticulum. The record is from RefSeq and is a predicted model, not a curated record. Gene Ontology annotation, molecular function: WW domain binding.